AAGCGACCGCAGAGAAGUGGUGGGACUUCUGCAAGUGCUUCCGGAGAGGUCCCUGCGUGGGGAGUUCUGGGCGCUGCGGUUCAAACUAAUGCAGAAGAUGUUUUAUCACAUUUCCCUGGAGCACGAGAUCCUCCUGCACCCACGAUACUUCGGUCCAAACUUGCUCAACACGGUGAAACAGAAGCUGUUCACCGAGGUGGAAGGGACCUGCACUGGGAAAUAUGGCUUUGUGAUUGCUGUCACCACCAUCGACAAUAUUGGUGCGGGUGUGAUCCAGCCAGGCCGAGGUUUUGUUCUUUAUCCAGUGAAAUACAAAGCUAUUGUUUUCCGGCCCUUUAAAGGUGAAGUUGUGGAUGCUGUGGUCACUCAGGUCAACAAGGUUGGACUUUUCACAGAAAUUGGGCCUAUGUCUUGCUUCAUUUCUCGACACUCCAUCCCUUCAGAGAUGGAGUUUGAUCCAAAUUCAAACCCCCCUUGUUAUAAGACCAUGGAUGAGGACAUUGUGAUUCAGCAGGACGAUGAGAUACGCUUGAAGAUUGUUGGGACGCGUGUAGACAAGAACGACAUUUUUGCCAUUGGCUCUCUGAUGGAUGAUUACUUGGGACUCGUGAGCUGAGGGAGGGAACCUCUAGCUUGGUUGGAUCCUGAUUUAGAAAGUGUGACUUUCCGACUCGAGUUCAGCACCAACUUAACUUUCCUACCAGAGGUUUAAUCUGGCCACUGUUAGGGAGGCUGUUUUCUUCCCGCUGAGCUGUGCCCUGAGAUUUUAUUCUGUGUUCUAACCAUAAACAUGUCCUUGGUUCUCAUGAAAAUGUUGUCUUCUCUUGGUAGGAAUUAAAGCUGUUUUUUAUUCUA
Messenger RNA from Mus pahari (shrew mouse), 855 nucleotides. It is a transcript of the gene Polr2g, whose product is annotated as RNA polymerase II subunit G. The coding region runs from base 89 to 616 and encodes 175 amino acids. Gene Ontology annotation, cellular component: P-body; RNA polymerase II, core complex. The record is from RefSeq and is a predicted model, not a curated record. Lineage: Eukaryota; Metazoa; Chordata; Mammalia; Rodentia; Muridae. The transcript is spliced from 8 exons. Gene Ontology annotation, biological process: DNA-templated transcription; positive regulation of translational initiation; positive regulation of nuclear-transcribed mRNA poly(A) tail shortening. Gene Ontology annotation, molecular function: translation initiation factor binding; single-stranded DNA binding; single-stranded RNA binding.